AUGGUCCCCGCCGUUAUCGACACAAUCGGCUCACUCCGCAACCCCUCCCCCGCUCCAGAUCACCUCUCUCCAACUCUCCAAUUACAACCACCAAAACAUCCCUGCUCAGCCACCAUGCCUCUCAUCGCACAGAAUCCAUUGCCGCGGGUGAUUCUCGGGCUUAUGACCUUUGGCCCCAAUCCCGCCAAAGGUGCCCGUAUCACCUCGCUGGACGAAUACAAGAAAUCUUUGGAUUAUUUCCAACAGCAAGGAUUCAAUGAGGUCGACACUGCCCGGAUCUACAAUGGUGGUGAACAGGAAGCUUUCACAGCUCAGGCUGGUUGGAAGGAGCGUGGUCUGAGUAUUGCUACGAAAUGGUACCCCAAUUCUCCGGGCUUCCACAAGCCCGCCGUCUUGCGUGAGAACUUUGAGAAGUCCUUGAAGGAAUUGGACACGAAUAUGGUUGAAAUCUUCUAUUUGCAUGCUCCGGAUCGAUCAGUACCUUUCUCAGAGACCUUGGAAGAGGUCAACAAGCUCCACAAGGAGGGCAAAUUUGUUAACUUUGGUUUGAGCAACUUCGCUGCCUUUGAGGUAGCUGAAAUUGUUACUCUUUGUAACGAAAGAGGCUGGGUUCGCCCGACCAUCUUCCAGGCCAUGUACAAUGCCAUCACUCGCAAUAUUGAGGUUGAGUUGGUUCAUGUCUGUCGUCGUUAUGGCAUUGAUAUUGUCGUCUAUAACCCACUGGCUGGUGGUCUUCUCUCUGGAAAGUACAAGACCAUCGAUGUGCCCGCAGAGGGACGUUUUGGAAAGAACAGCUCCACGGGGAACAACUACCGCAACCGCUACUUUAGAGAUUCGAACUUUGAAGCCCUUAGCGUCAUUGAACCGGUUGUUGAGAAGCACGGAUUGACCAUGGUCGAGACUGCGCUUCGCUGGGUCCACCACCACUCGGCUUUGAAGAUCGGUAACGGUGGUCGCGAUGGCAUUCUUAUUGGUGUCAGCAGCUUCUCUCAGCUGGAAACCAACCUUGCAGAUGUGCAGAAGGGACCUCUUCCGGAGGAAGUUGUGGCGGCGCUUGACAAGGCUUGGCUCAUUACUAAGCCCUAUUCUCCGCCCUACUGGCACUUGGAUCUCAAGUACACUUAUAACACUCAAGAAGCUCUUUUCAAGCCUAAGGCUUAG
This is a messenger RNA of Penicillium verhagenii, 1161 nucleotides long. Its product is annotated as aldo/keto reductase family protein. Lineage: Eukaryota; Fungi; Ascomycota; Eurotiomycetes; Eurotiales; Aspergillaceae. The transcript has 2 exons. The record is from RefSeq and is a predicted model, not a curated record. Bases 1 to 1161 code for a protein of 386 amino acids. Gene Ontology annotation, molecular function: oxidoreductase activity.